This is a messenger RNA of Vicia villosa (hairy vetch), 1394 nucleotides long. RefSeq lists its product as uncharacterized. The transcript has 2 exons. Gene Ontology annotation, molecular function: protein-folding chaperone binding. Gene Ontology annotation, cellular component: cytosol. The coding region runs from base 115 to 1086 and encodes 323 amino acids. Lineage: Eukaryota; Viridiplantae; Streptophyta; Magnoliopsida; Fabales; Fabaceae. The record is from RefSeq and is a predicted model, not a curated record.
UCUAAGAAGAAAAAAACAUUCCAACUCUGUGCUUAGCAAAAACAAAUAUAAUAAACCCUCCAACUCUCCAUAUCUUGUCGUUAACCUCCCGCGUCGCCACUAAAUCUUGUUACUAUGGACUACUACAACAUACUGAAAGUGAGUCGAAGCGCAACCGACAUUGAUGUGAAGAAAUCAUACAAAAAGCUUGCUAUGGUAUGGCACCCUGACAAAAACCCUAAUAACAGAGCCCAAGCCGAGUCCAAAUUCAAGCUCAUUUCUGAAGCCUACGAUGUUCUAACCGAUCCUCACAAGCGUAGGAUCUACGAUAAUUACGGCGAGGUAGCGCUCAAGUCUGGUGUUGUCCCACCACCACCACCUCAGAACCAUUCUCAUUAUCCAUAUGCAUCUUCUUCGUCUUCUUUUUCCUCAUCACGCCAGAACUAUGCCUCCUAUCGUUAUAAUCCUCGCACUCCACUUGAUAUUUAUACUGAGAUCUUUGGUCAUGAUGGUAUGGAAACCGGUGGCUCUCGGAGGACUUCGACUGGUGGACAUCCGAUGAAGAAAGCUCCUCCUAUUGAGCGUUCCUUGCUUUGCAGUCUGGAAGAUCUGUAUGCAGGGGUUGACAAGAAGAUGAAGAUUACCAGAACUAUAACUGGUCAUGAUGGGAAGAGCCGUAUUGAGGAGGAGAUUCUGACUAUUAAUAUAAAACCUGGCUGGAAGAAGGGGACAAAGAUUACCUUCGCUGAAAAGGGUGACCAAGAGCCUGGCAUCAUCCCAGCAGAUAUCAUUUUUGUAAUUGAGGAGAAACCACAUGCUUGUUAUAUAAGGAAUGGCAAUGAUCUGAUAGUUAACCAAGAGAUGACUCUGGUCGACGCCCUUACAAAUAAAUUAUUGGAAAUCCGUACCUUGGAUGGGAGGCAACUCAUGGUCCGGUUGUCAGGUAUAGUUACACCUGGCUAUGUGCACGUAGUACCUAGCGAAGGAAUGCCAUUAUCCAAAGAACCUGGAAAGAAGGGAAAUUUAAAAAUUAAGAUUAUUGACAUCAAGUAUCCGUCGAGUCUAACUCCUAGGCAAAAAUCUGAUCUGAGGGGAGUCUUGAGUUGAAUCAAGUAAACUUUUGUGUAUGCACAUUGUGAAUAUAUGAUGUGCAUGGUAUUUAUGCAUGUGAAUAGAGGUGCCAUACUUGAUUUUUUGCAGGGUAGGAAUCAUAAGUUAAUGGUAGGAAACAUCAAUCUUGGUGAAACAAAUAGGUAGUUAAGUUCUGUUGGUUUUUCAUUAUUUUCAUUAGCUUUUUUUUUUGGGGCUAAUUUUAGGUUUAUGGAGCCUUGAUUUGAUCACAAUGAAUCAUGUUUUACACAAUCUUAUUGGAUAUUUUGUGUUAUUUAUUUAUUUAUCACGGGUUAUUUGAUUGA